AUGCACUCGACUAUUCAUCGCGUCAUUUUAUUCUCGUGCGCCGCUUUACUUUGCACAGCAGGCCCCAUUGAAAGAGAAGACACUGCAGUCUUUCUGAGACAUCCACAAGAACAGUUUUGCUCAGCUGAUUUUGGUAAGUCAAGAUGUUUCAUAGAAAAAAAAGUUGUCGAAUACAUGUAAAAAAAUAGUUCGUGGCUCGUAUGACGAGGCCUUUUGUUUGGGCCGAGGAACUCAUCAAACACCUUUCAGAAUUUUCAAGUGAAUCCGUUGGGCACCGUGCUCAAAGUCUCGAAAUGGUAAUAGUAUGGCUAUCUACCACAGACGAACUCCAAACCGCACGUUCCCGAGUUACAUUUAUAUACACACAGAGAAAAAGAAUUGUUGAAAUAAACAAGUAUCUGUAAAUGAUUUGAUAGCGAAACAACGCAGAAAGGAUUCUCCGUCUAAACGAAGUAACGUUGCGAUCUUUCAAGGCCAACUUUAUUUUUACAACAGGGAAAUUUGCCUAUAAACAAAAUGAAGCUUUGAUAUAACACUGUUUUAGGCUAUAAAAAUACAAAACAGAUAAGACCAAAUCUGUUAAGGAUGCCAAAGAUUACAAGGAUUGUAAAUGAUGACUUUGAAAAGAUGCACAAUUCUUUUAAAUUUCUUUCUUGAUGAAUCCUAGUUUGCCCGAGCAAUGGGAGUUCGUCAGAAGGGUCAAUUUAGUUCACACAAUGAUUGUGCAUGAUCUCUCAUGUAAUCUAAAGCGGAUACACGACGAAUACGUGAUUUUUGAAAAAAGUGUUAAGCGGAGCGUACAUUUUCUCGGAAGUAUCGCCCUUAAACGUUGCGUAUUUUGUUAAGAAACAAUAUUUAAGAUAUGCAUUUGGAAAUUAUUAUUUACAAUUGAUGGAAGUAAAAAUAUUUGUACUCGUUGGAGGCCGGAAACAAUUUUUUACGACGUUAAUUUCUGUAAUCUUUCGUGACUUGUGCAUGGGGGGGAAGGAACUUCACAGUACAAUAGAAGGUUCGCCCAAAAUGACGUCAAAACUAAACCCAGAACAAAAGCUAUGAGCCAGACGUUGAGCGCAAAUGUGGAGUAAGCAUACAUUUAGCAGCAUAUCUUAAUCACAACUGUACAGUUAGCAUUUUUCUUUUAACCCUUUAACUCCUAAGAGUGACUAACAUCUAGUUUCUCCUUUCAAUAUUUUGCUCUUGUAUCAAACCGUUGAGAAACGUUGAUCAUUUAACGCUUGAUGUCCCUUUCAGCAGGACUGACGUCUUUAAGAAUUCUUUUUUUUUGUUCGAAUCUCUCGCCUGUGGAAUAAACUACCCCUUAGUUUAAGGGAGUCAAAUACCUUGUCGAUCGUUCGUAAGAAUUUGAUGGCCUUUUAUCAUGAUAAAUUUAACGUAGAUUUUUUUAAAUUUUACACUGUACUUUACUAAAUCAUUAGUCCACUUAUAAUAAUUUUAUUGAUUAGCCUUCAUGUCGCAUGUCUUUUACAACUGACAUGUUACACUAACGACUUUUUAGAUAAUUUUAUUACUUAAUUAAUUCUGUAGAUGUAAUAAUAAGUGGCCUAUUUUUAAGGAGUCUUGUAUUCUGUUUUAAGCCUACCUCAAAUUUGUCAUUUUACUUGUAAAUCAGAAACUUGAUUAAAUAUCACCCCUGAAUCACACAGUAAGGAAACAAGAACACAGGAAAUGAUCACCAACUAAACAGGCUCUUGAUUGUUACUCAAAUUUUCCCUGUCAGCACCUUAGGAAAUGUAUAGAGAACAGUAUUGAGGAUAUGCAUGCUAUUGUUAGGAUGUAAAGGAUGUUCGGAAACUUCACUGUUUAUCAGUAAAGUUGCGCAUAUAUUUUAAGAUUCUUCUUAUCACAUCUAAAAUACUUCAAAGCUUAGUUCCAAACUAUCGUAAGAAUUUAAUUUCUAUCUUGCCUGUUUCACAUUAUCAAUUCCGUCGCAAUAAUAAUGGCACAUUGCUUGAAUCUCCACGAUUCAUAACGGAAAAGACUAUGGGGGACCAAUCAUUUACAGUGGUGGCCCCGGUCCUAUGGAACGGCCAUCCCUUGCCAAUAAGGCAGACUAAAAGCGUUGAUUCUUUUAAACGUUUACUUGAGACUUAUUCGUUUUCCAAGGCAUUUUUGGUACCUUUUUUAGAAAACAUGCAUAUACAUGCAUGCAUACAUACAUAUAUAUAUAUAUAUAUAUAUAUAUAUAUAUAUAUAUAUAUAUAUAUAUAUAUAUACACAUAAGUUAAAGAAUUAAAGAGGACGCAUCGAUCUUUAAUUCUUUAACUUAUGUAUACUUAGCUCUGCUACCACAGCAUUGAGCACUUUAUGCCUAGUUAGACUCUACCCCCACAUUCAUAUAUAUAUAGUUUUAUUAAGUUAUUAUUAUUUGUAUUAUAAUUGUUGUAACGCACUUUUGAUAAUUUAUAUAGAAAAGACGCACUAUAAGUAAUAAAUGUUGUUGUUUUUGUUGUAGAGGGUUAAGAUAUCUGCUUAGGAUUUAAAAUUUCCUCAAUAAAACGAACCUGCUUCCUUUGAAUGAUUCGUGGAACCUUGCAGAGUCGGUGUUUCAGAAUUACACCAAACGCGAUAUGUUUGUUAGACAUACUUAUCACCCAGGCCACUUGCACCCUGGGAAGUUCUCUCGGGUAAUCCCCGAGGAAGUUUCCGUUAGGUGCGAUCAGAGAGUUCUGCAGUAGACAAACGAAGGAAAACGCACAAAGUUUCUAUGAGAACAAUGUGAAGUGUCAAUGAGAACUGAAAGACAUUCUUUGCUUUGCAGCGGUUCGAGCCGAGGUCUUGCCGAAGAACCAGUCAAGAGAAGAGAACCACAAACAAAGUAUAUUCGAACACGAUCUUAAAAUUUAUCAUAUUUACAAAGGACAGGAGAAAUUCCCGGAAAUCACCAUCAACAUCACUGCAGAUAAUGGUUCUUUCGUAAAAGCCUACAGUGUUCACGUUGAGCUUCGAAGCAGCACUGAGUAUUUCCUCGCUGGAAGUAUCAAGAAAGGGGAGAUUCUGCUGAAUCAGCGUAGCUGGAUUCAACCGUGGAAAGAAGUUACUAGCGAACAGCGUGAGGGAAUUGAGAGAUUUUACGGUCGAAACUGCGAGUGCCAUAUUACACCGGCUUGCUUUGGAGCAACUGACUGCGUUCAGCCCUUGAAAGGAUGCCAGGUCUCCCACGAUUAUCACACAAUGCAACAAUUCUACCAGGGCUGCGAAUGGCGUUACUCUUACUGUAAGAAAAACAGGGAGGCAACCGCAUGCUCAUGGCAAGAAACCGCUGAGUAUAGAAACUGCAGAGACAAAGUUUUACCUUGA
This is a messenger RNA of Pocillopora meandrina, 3318 nucleotides long. The record is from the annotation of a GenBank genome assembly. NCBI's taxonomy places the organism in Eukaryota, Metazoa, Cnidaria, Anthozoa, Scleractinia, Pocilloporidae.